UCAUCCUUCACCGUCCCGCCCGAACUACACAAUUGCUUGACCCAAACCGGGCCCGCCAUAGGCGAAGCGUUAUAGGAGCUCGCCGCCUACGCAGAUACGGGGGUUCAUUAACGCCGCCCGGAGAUGGUUAAGUGAUUUAAGCAUUGCCGAUCCACUGAAAACAUGUCAUCCGUCAAGCGUCUGGUGUAUGCAAUCAUCCAAUUCUUAAGAGAGCAGAGUCAGCGGGAUGUGUACACGGCAGAUGAACAAGAAAGUUUAGAAGUUGCAGUACAGUGUUUGGAGACUGUUUUUAAAAUCAGUCCUGGUGAUGUACAUCUUUCUGCACCCAACUCCUUGGAAGAAUUAUUUUCACAAGCACAUUUUAAGAACGAUGAAUUGACACCGGCAGAAUCCCCUUCAGUCUCCCCAGCCGACAUAGAAAAGGCUGAACAGCUAAAAGAUGAAGGUAACAAUUACAUGAAGGAGCAGAACUAUGAAGCUGCUGUAGAGUGUUACUCACAGGCAGUUGAGUUGGACCCAAACAAUGCGGUAUAUUACUGCAACAGGGCUGCCGCACAUAGUCAGUUAGGUCACCAUGAAGAUGCAAUAACAGACUGUGAAAAAGCCAUAUCAAUUGAUGAAAAAUACAGCAAAGCCUAUGGGAGAAUGGGACGAGCCCUGGCAGCCCUAAAUAAAUACAAAGAAGCAAUCAGCAGCUACCAGAAAGCCUUGGAUCUAGAUCCCGAAAAUGAAUCCUAUAAGUCCUAUCUGAAGAUUGCAGAACAGAAAGUCAGACAAGUCCCCAGUCCUACAAGUGCUGGAUUUGAUAUGGCAAGUCUCAUGAAUAACCCAGCCUUCGUGAGCAUGGCAGCCAGCUUGAUGCAGGAUCCACAAGUGCAACGACUGAUGUCUGGAAUGAUGUCCAAUGCUGGAGGGGGUCCCGCAGCUGGUGUUGGAGGGCUAACAGACCUCUCAGGUCUUAUACAAGCUGGACAACAGUUUGCACAACAGAUUCAGCAGCAAAACCCUGAACUGAUACAACAACUUAGAAACCAUGUGCGAAGUCGAUCUUUCAGUGGGACCACCGAAGAGCAUUCAUGACAUUGCACAGGUGGUUAUUCACACAUGGGACACUAACCGACCACUGAACACGUUAACAAAAGUGGCUGACAGAGCUGAGCUUCCGUCAGGUAGCAUCCCUGAGUUCGCUCCAUUGUCACACACAUGCAGCUACAGCAGAGCAUGGGAACCUGUAGUACAUCAUAUGGCGAGAUCCAUAUAGGAGAGGAAUCUGCCAAAACCUCCAUACUAUCUUCAUUUUUAUGUAUGUUUUGUUGUAAAUGAAAUAUUGAUAUAUAGUAUGUUCAAAGUUCUGUUUUUCUUGUAACAUACAGAUCAUGAAAUAACUAAAGAUGAAAAGCUUCCAGUGUAUUUUGUACCGUUGUCUCACAAUGUUCUUAUUUACAGUGGACAGACAAUAGCGGUUGAUAGAAAUCUUAUUGUACAUCAUCUUCACUCUCCCAGUGUGAGAACAGUACUGGAAUUGUAACAAUUGCUGUUUAAGAACUAUUUCUAUUCAGUAUUAUGCUGCUAAUUUUUUUGUUAGGUCAAUCAGCAUUCAGGCCUGAUUCACACCUAUGCAGGUUGCAAUUUGCACAUUGCAGGUACAUUUAGCAUUUUUCAAUACACAUUUUUGAUCCAUUGAAGUCUAUGGAACCAAAAACCAGAAAAAAAAAUCCCUGGCUAUUUCCAUAAAAUACAGAUAAGAACUACUGUAACAUCCAUAGGAAACCAUGUUAAAUGGAUUGUAGUCCGUUUCUGCAACACUGAAAAUGCACUAAAAAUUGCAUAAGUGUGAACCAGGCCUUAAGGUACUCAUAGCCUUAGAAUUUUGCCGUAAUUUCUAUGUGGUUUCAUUAGCUAUUUCAUGAAAAUCCUGUCUUUCAACACAUAAGGAUUAAGUCCUCGAAAUGUAUGAAUUAUUUCAUUUAUGUUCAUUAUUUUAUUUCAAAAUACCUUCAAUAAACAAUUUGAUUCACAUA
This is a messenger RNA of Rana temporaria (common frog), 2021 nucleotides long. It is a transcript of the gene SGTB, whose product is annotated as small glutamine rich tetratricopeptide repeat co-chaperone beta. The transcript has 12 exons. Gene Ontology annotation, cellular component: TRC complex; membrane. The coding region runs from base 163 to 1080 and encodes 305 amino acids. The record is from RefSeq and is a predicted model, not a curated record. Lineage: Eukaryota; Metazoa; Chordata; Amphibia; Anura; Ranidae. Gene Ontology annotation, biological process: post-translational protein targeting to endoplasmic reticulum membrane. Gene Ontology annotation, molecular function: molecular adaptor activity; protein binding.